CUGGCUGAUGACGAAGACGGAAGUGAAAGAAAGGAACCAGGGGGUUACCUGCGUCAGGGGACCCGGAAGCGGAAAUGGCGCGCGAGAGCCAGGCAGAGAGACGGACUGACAAACCCUGGCUGUGAGGGAACCAAGGCCGGGAUGGUCACAAGGUCACUGGUGCUAGCAGCAGCCCAGUCCUGGCGCUGGACUUGUUGCCACCCGGCCCCACCCGGGCAACCAUGAACGGAAGUGCGGUGCCCCUGUCACCAGCAGGUGGAGGGGUUGUGGCAGAACCCAUCUCUCUCCCCUCUCCUGGCUGGCGGGAAUUUUGCGAGGCUCAUGCUCGUGCAGCUGCAGUGGACUUUGCCCGUCGUUUCCGGGCCUUUCUUGGUGAGAACCCACAGUUUGCCACGCCUGGGGCAGAAGCUGCCUUCUCACGCCGCUUUGCUGAGCACUUCCUGGAGCAUUUUGAGGCAGAGGUGAGCCGGGCCUACGCCAGCGACUCGCCCCCUCGGUGUGACAUUGCUCCCUUCACUGGCUGCACCUCAGCACGUGACCUCUCGGAGACUUGCAGUGACUCAUCAGUUGCUUCCCCUGUGGAGCCUCCACUCGGGCCACCCUCUGGCCUCUCCAGCAGCCAGUCCCGGAGUUCUGAAGAUGUUUCUACUGUGGCUACCGUUACAGCCACCAAACCAAAGCUGAAGAAGCGCUUUUCUUUGCGCAAUGUUAGCCGUAGUGUCCGAGGCAGCAUGCGUGGCAUCCUGCAGUGGAAGACCUCGGCCGAAUCGUCCCCUGUUGAUGGUGAUGAGGCAACCACUGGAGCGAACAGCAAUUCCAACUCCUCAGGAGGUGGCGACUCUGAGCGAUGGACUCACCGAUUUGAACGCCUGCGGCUGAAUAAAGCCUCUCCAGCUGCCCCACGCAUUGAACUUGCUAGUGUGCGUCGUGAAGGCCUACUGAACUACAUUGUUGCCGAUGACGGGGCAGGCGGGGGAACCAGGACACGCUGGCAAAAAUGCCGUCUUCUCCUGCGCAAAGCAGGAAAAGGGGAGGGGGAGGGUUACCUGUUGGAGUUCUACAUCCCGCCAAAGGCAUCAAAGCCCCGGGUCAGCAUUGCCUGUUCUUGUGUAGCAGAUGUGCGAACAACAACACCCCUGGAAAUGCCUGACAAGGAGAACACCUUUGUGCUCAAGCUGUCAAGUUCCUUGGAGUAUAUCCUUGAGACGGUUGACUCGCUACAGAUGCGCUCAUGGCUGGCAGACAUUCAGGAAUGCAUGGGCCUGGGAGAGAGCACUGAUAGCUUGGAGCAGCCCUGCAUGAACCACUCGGAGAGCAUGCCCAGCCGGGAGCUUCCCAUGGUGCCGAGUGAGAGCAGUGAACAGCUUAGCCAAGGUGCCUACGGUGGGCUGAUGGACCGCCCAUCUGCCUCCAUGUCCCCCAGCUCCGUCUCCAUUGCUGCCUCGCACUUUGACUCAAUGGAGCUACUUCCUCCUGAACUGCCUCCUCGGGUGCCUAUCGAUGAAGGGCCAUUUCCUCCCAGCCUCCUCCAUACAGCCUUCCCUGAAACCCCAGAUGCCACAGGUUCCUUCCUCUUCCAAGGGGAGCCAGACCCAGGUGGAGGAAGUUUUGGUGACACAGAUCACCCACUCUCUGAGUACCCGUGGUUCCAUGGCACUCUGUCCCGUCUCAAAGCGGCCCAGCUAGUGCUGGCUGGGGGAGCCAGCAGUCAUGGUGUCUUCUUGGUACGGCAAAGUGAGACACGGCGCGGCGAAUACGUCCUGACCUUUAACUUCCAGGGGAAAGCCAAGCACCUCCGCCUCUCCCUGAACGAGGACGGGCAGUGCCGGGUUCAGCAUCUCUGGUUCCAGACCAUCUUUGACAUGCUGGAGCACUUCCGGGUCCACCCCAUCCCCCUCGAGUCAGGCGGUUCAAGUGACGUGACGCUCGUCAGCUACGUCGUUGCUUCACAGCGGCUGCACGGCCGGGACCGGGCUGGGAGCCGAGCGCCGGUGUCCGGGUUCAGUGGGGACCCUGACUCGCCCCCCAACCUCAUCUCCAUCCUUGCUGCCGCCUCCGCGGGUGACUGCGUAACCGAACACCUCUCGUAACCUGCCACCACCACCUCCUCUCCCUCCAGCGCGGCCACCUCAAGUUCCCCCAGACCGAGGACUGCCGGAGGCUGAGAGGCAAGUGGAGGAGGAGGAGGAGGGCCUGACGGAGCCAGAGGUGGACGAGGGAGCAGCUGCGAGAGGAGGGGGAACCCACCCCCUGCCGGAGGAGUCGGAAGGACGAGCCAGGGCUGUGAACAACCAGUACUCAUUUGUCUGAGCCCCCCACCCCUCCCCCGGGUCUGGGAUGGAGGAGGGGACCAGCCUCACCACAGUGCCCUCCUGAUAUCCCCAAUGGAGAUCUGACUCUAACCGUGGGUACAAGAUGGGCUUGAAUACCCAAUAGACUUCUACACUUUCCUCAAUAACCUUUUCUGGGGGCAGGGGGGACCGGUCUUUCUUUCUCAGCCUCCCCUCUUUCCCUUGGGUAUGGAGCAAAUAUCUCUUCCGCUUGGCCCCCUCCCCCCAAAUGAAGGUACAAGACCCUCCCCCUGGUUUCGUGCUCCCAACCUGUAACAGCUUGGUGUGCACUACUUUAGGCCCUGUUUGGUUGCUAAGAGAUUGGCCUGCUCUCCCGCCCCCCCCCCCCGAAAAAAAAUACAAUUUGCAAUGGGGCAGAAGCAAUGACUGUAAAACACUACAUGGAAAGGGGGGAGGGAAAGUAUCCCCAGGCUCUGCUUCUUGACUCCAGACAUAGUGUCUUUCACCCCUAACCUUUUUCUUGCUGAAUGUAUGGAGUCUCUGAAUGUAACACCCUCUCCCUCCUCAUCUCCUCUCGGGGUGGUGAGAAGGGGGGAAGUCUGGCUCCCUCCUCUUUCCAGCUCUGAAAUAUAUUUAUAGCCUUUCUCCUUGCCUCCUUUCUCCCCCCCUCCCCAAUUGGGGCCUGGCCACACUCUACAAAGCCUCUGCCACCCCCAGGUAAAUUUAAAGAUGCUAUGAAUAUAUGCCCCUUGCCUCAGCUAUUGUCCUCCCUCCCUUCCUUCCGCUCCUUCUUCUCCCUAAGGUUUAUUUUUCUACUGUGGACUAGCUGGACUGCUCAGGCCCCUCCCUCCAUCAAUUCUCUCUUUUUUAUUUGCUCUGAGGUACUGUUUAUCUGUGUCUUUUUUUUGUUGUUUAACUUUUUUUGGGAGUUUGUAUGAAAAUAAAGGAAACAUCAUUUUA
Messenger RNA from Heteronotia binoei (common prickly gecko), 3251 nucleotides. It is a transcript of the gene SH2B1, whose product is annotated as SH2B adaptor protein 1. The transcript is spliced from 10 exons. Gene Ontology annotation, molecular function: transmembrane receptor protein tyrosine kinase adaptor activity. The record is from RefSeq and is a predicted model, not a curated record. Bases 222 to 2090 code for a protein of 622 amino acids. Gene Ontology annotation, cellular component: plasma membrane. Gene Ontology annotation, biological process: intracellular signal transduction. Lineage: Eukaryota; Metazoa; Chordata; Lepidosauria; Squamata; Gekkonidae.